Messenger RNA from Branchiostoma belcheri (Belcher's lancelet), 1981 nucleotides. Its product is annotated as chondroadherin-like. NCBI's taxonomy places the organism in Eukaryota, Metazoa, Chordata, Leptocardii, Amphioxiformes, Branchiostomatidae. The transcript has a single exon. Bases 1 to 1617 code for a protein of 538 amino acids. The record is from RefSeq and is a predicted model, not a curated record. Gene Ontology annotation, cellular component: extracellular matrix. Gene Ontology annotation, molecular function: protein binding.
AUGGGUAAGAGGCCACCCUGUGUGCUGAUGUUCCUCCUCCUGGUUAUGCUGGGAGUGGUGGGAGCUACAGAAUUAUGUGACUGUUCAUCACGAACAACAUACUGCAGCUGUAACAGCCUGAACCUCACCAGUGUGCCACAGAACCUGUCCACAACCAUCACCCGCUUGUUUUUGAAAGAGAAUGAAAUUACAACUUUAAGUCAGUCUGAUUUCGCACAGUAUAGAAGCUUAGAGAUUUUAGAGCUUAGUAGUAAUAAUGUGUCUACUAUUAACAGCCAUGCAUUCCAGGACUUGUCAAAGUUGACCACACUGUGGCUUAUCUAUAACAGUCUAACAAGCCUCAGAGCCGACAUGUUCACAGGGCUGGAAAAAUUGGAGAUGCUUUUGCUAUACGGUAAUGACAUCAUUGACAUUCAGGCUGGAACUUUUGAUCCAUUGCCACAAAUUUUAGGCUUGGACCUGCACAACAACAAGUUAACAACCCUCAGAGCUGGCAUGUUCACAGGGCCAGCAAAGUCCCUUUACCUAGGUGAUAAUGACAUCACUGACAUUCAGCCUGGGACCUUCAAUCAAACACCACUGCUGAAAACCUUGUACCUGAAUAACAACAAGUUAACAAGCCUUAGAUCUGACAUGUUCACAGGGCUGGGAAACAUGCAGGGUCUUAUGCUAGAUGGCAACAACAUUAUGAACAUUCAGGCUGAAACUUUCAAUCCAACACCAAAACUAGUAACCUUGAACCUAGAGAACAACCACAUUUCGUCCAUUCCAUCCAAAUUACUGGUAAAUCUAAUGCGACUGAGAACCCUCAAAUUGUCUCACAACAAGAUGACAAUGUUCCCCUUUGAAGAAUUGUCAGAUAUUGAAACAAUUUCUACUCUAUACAUUGCUAAUAAUGAAUUGACCACUCUUCCCUCAAUGGCCUAUGACAUACUUUCAGCAAUCACGAAUGUAAACAUUGACAACAACCCCUGGCAUUGUGGCUGUGGGAUGGUUCCCUUCAAGAUGAAAAUGACAGAUACAGGAUCUUAUCCUUUUAAAAACCAGAUCAAUUGUUCUCAACCUGCUUACCUUACUGGACUAAAACUUAAAGAUGUCAAGCUCGAAAAGCUUGUCUCAGACUGUCUAGAACCAACAAUUGUGAGGUUUGAGAGAGAUGACAGCAUGGUACUGGUACAGGGGGGAAAUCUCCAGUUAAUCUGUGAAGCUUCAGGAGUCCCCACACCAGACAUCACAGUCAUUCCCCCAUCAGGACUGAAUGCUACUGCAGAGUCCGGUGGGAGGAUAACUGUGGAGGUGAACGGUGACAUCACCAUAACCAGAGUUACUGCAGCAGAUGCUGGUCUGUAUGUCUGUAUCGCAUCAAGUCCUGCUGGCUCCACAUAUGCCGUCUUUAAUACAGGUGCUGUAUCUUCUCACAGUUUCCCCCUCCCAGUUUUUGCUGGCUCUGUGUGUGGUGCAAUAGCUGGCACUCUAGUCCUUGUCGCCAUUGUUCUCACCAUCUGGUGCAAGUUCUGCACCAAGACCGAUCCUGAUCCCUCUGCACCUACACCUGUUGUUUUAUCAACACUACUGCCCCAGCCGCAGGGAGAGGGUGCAUCCACCAGUGAUGACUAGUGGGUGGAUCACUGCAUGUAUCAUUAAUGCCCCCCUGCCAAUACACAUAGAAAUUUCAAAGCCUGCCUACAUGCAAGGAGGUUAUCAUUAAGAUUCACAGUACAUGUAUAGUCAGGAUGACAGAAUUGCUCCUGAAAAGGUGUGCUGCUUCCAUGACCAUUAUCGAACUGUCUGUCAACACUAGGAGUGAACAAAACAAUAAGAGACAAUUAAAACCCGCAUCACUACCAGUCUCUGAGGGACCUGAAAAGCCAACCAAAAGGUUAACUGGCCACUCUUAAUUCACAAAGCCAUCCUAUAAUGUGAAAAUAAGACGAUCAGCCUGAAUACCACAGUCAUCCUUGCAACUCAUAUGUAUUACUGU